Sardina pilchardus (European sardine) is the source of this 1758-nucleotide messenger RNA. RefSeq lists its product as uncharacterized. Gene Ontology annotation, molecular function: DNA binding. The transcript has 4 exons. NCBI's taxonomy places the organism in Eukaryota, Metazoa, Chordata, Actinopteri, Clupeiformes, Clupeidae. Gene Ontology annotation, cellular component: nucleus. Bases 1 to 1758 code for a protein of 585 amino acids. The record is from RefSeq and is a predicted model, not a curated record.
AUGAGCCAUACCCUGUUUCUAGGAAACGGUAAACAAAUUGAAUCAUGUGACAGCAUUCUAAGGGGGAGGGGACCCUUUCCUUUCCUAACAUCUGUGGAGAAGAGCAGCACAUGGAGAAUUGGAAAGGUUUCUAUGAUGCCACGUUGUUACAAAAGAAAGACGGACAGGGCCACACAUUCCCGUGUGGAUCUGGAGAGAGCAGCAGAGGAAGUAGGGAAAGGGAGGCACAUUCGAGCAGUUGCAAGGGAGAUGUGCGUGGACAGAAUGACCCUGACAAGGUUUAUUGACAGACAAAAGAACGGAGAGGCACAGACAGGAUUUGCCAAGUUGUCAUCAAUUCGUAUGGUGUUCACUCACAGCAUGGAGGCAGACCUUGCCAACCAUAUUAAGAAACUGUCUUUCCAGUUUCAUGGGUUGAGCCCUUUGAAAUGUAGACAACUUGCAUACGAAUUUGGCAAAUUGAAUGAUGUGCAAAUGCCUCAGAACUGGUGUAAUGACGAAAGAGCAGGAAAGGAUUGGUUGACAUAUUUUAUGAGACGUCACCAUUUAUCAUGCCGAUUGCCAGAAGCCACAUCAAUAGGCAGACAAACAGCCUUUAACAGACACACUGUAGGAGAGUUUUAUGACAACCUCGCCUCAGUAACAGAAAGAUUUAAAUUCCCACCCCACAUGAUCUACAAUCUGGAUGAGACGGGCAUCACUGAUGUGCAGAAGCCCAAGCAAGUAGUCACACAGAAGGGAAAGAAGCCAGUUUCUGUGACCCCAAAAGAAAGAAGGGAGCACAUCACCCUUAUAUGUGCAGUGAAUGCUGUCGGGAACGUCAUUCCGCCAUUAUUCAUCUUCCCUUGUGUGUGCUACCAUGAUCAUUUCAUCAGAGGUUCUCCCACUGGUUCAAUAGGCUGUUCCACAAAGUCUGGUCAGACAAAUCAAGAUGUAUUUGUCCAAUUUCUCAAGCACAUCAUCAGUCACACCAACUGCUCCCCAAGUAACCGCCUCUUGCUGAUCCUGGAUAACCAUGAAUCCCAUGUGUCACAGGAGGCUGUCAAUGUGGCCAAUGCGAACGGAGUAGUGAUGAUGACCCUCCCUCCUCACACGUCACAUGAACUCCAGCCACUCGACAAAUCCGUCUUUGGCCCCCUGAAGACGUAUUACAGCACUGCGCUCAAUGGAUGGAUGAUAUCAAACCCUGGAAAGGUUGCCACCAUCUACGACGUCCCAGAGAUAGUCAAUACGGCAUUCAUGUCUGCAAUGUCCCGGCAAAAUAUCUUGUCAGGCUUUGAGGCGACGGGAAUCUUCCCUUAUAAUAGGGAGAGAUUUACGGAUGCUGAUUUUGAGUCAGCUGAGGUCACAAACCGACCCGACCCAGAGGAGCUAGUCACACCUGUGGACCCUAACCAGGAGCCAGCUACAUCUGUGGACCCAAAUCCAGAGCCAGCUACAUCUUUUGACCUCAAUCAGGAACCAGCUUCAUCUUCGUGCCCUAACCUAGGGGAACCACCUGCACCUGGAACUCCCCUUUCAGUCCAGUCACCCUCUGGAUCUACUUCUGGUGACCAUUCCAGGGGAUAUAGGUCUCCUAAGUCUAUCAUCCCAUUGCUAAAAGCAGCACCAAGAAAAGUGGAACAAACAAGAAGGACAAGGGUUAAAACAAGGAUUCUGACAGACACCUCAGAAAAACAGGAGUUGGAAAGUGAAAGAGAGGGAAAAGAAGAAAGCAAAAGUCUGCAAGAAAAUUCCUGCUCCUGUGAAAAUUCCUGA